AAUAAAUCGUGACAGAUAUUCAGUUGUAGAUCAGUUCUCAGGCAGGUCAUUAAAUAAAGUAAAAAGCCAAACUAUGACCAAUUUGUAUAAGCCAUUUUUACUGGUGAUAUUUGCCGCAAGUGUUUUAUCGGCUUCAUAUAGCUCGUAUCCCAGUGAAUAUGAUCCAUGUCUGGCACAGCGCAGAUGUUCCUUAGAAGAAUUUAUUGUCCGAGCUGUGGAUAACAAUAAGCAAUGCCUUUUGUUUCGAAACGAUUGUUUGUUUCUGAAUGAAGUGUGUGCGAGACGUGCCAAUAAUCAACCAGCCCUCGAAAAGGUCGAACCAGAGGCAUGUAGAUGUACGGACAUUUGUCCAGCUAUCCAUAAACCAGUAUGUGGUGAACACGGUGGAGUCUAUACGACAUUCCCCAAUUCAUGUACUAUGAAUAGCAUGGCUUGCAGACAAAAUAAAUCUCUUACAAAAGUUAAUCGUGCUAAAUGUCAACGCAAAUGCCCUGACAGUUGUCCUGGUGUGUAUUCUCCUGUAUGUGCUGAAUAUAAUGGAGCCUAUUCGACAUUCUCCAACAUGUGUACCUUGAAUAUGAUGUCCUGUGAAUUGGAUAAAACAUAUAUGCUUGCUCAUGAAGGUGCAUGUAGAGAAACUGCCAACGAUAAUUUCGUAUCUAUUCAAUAAUCUGUGUUAUAUUAGAAGUUAAUAUAGCUGUUUAUGUAUACAAAUUAAUUGAUGUUAAGUGGCAUAAUAAAACAUGGAAAAAAACAACAA
This is a messenger RNA of Stomoxys calcitrans (stable fly), 760 nucleotides long. Its product is annotated as U-Kazal-Dg21.2-like. The record is from RefSeq and is a predicted model, not a curated record. Gene Ontology annotation, molecular function: protein binding. Lineage: Eukaryota; Metazoa; Arthropoda; Insecta; Diptera; Muscidae. Gene Ontology annotation, biological process: multicellular organism development; cell differentiation. The transcript has 4 exons. The coding region runs from base 74 to 670 and encodes 198 amino acids.